Pararge aegeria (speckled wood butterfly) is the source of this 357-nucleotide messenger RNA. RefSeq lists its product as uncharacterized. The record is from RefSeq and is a predicted model, not a curated record. The transcript has a single exon. Bases 1 to 357 code for a protein of 118 amino acids. NCBI's taxonomy places the organism in Eukaryota, Metazoa, Arthropoda, Insecta, Lepidoptera, Nymphalidae.
AUGCGAAUGUUGAGAUGGAUGUGUGGUGUGACAAGAAUUGAUAAGAUAAGAAAACAGAAAAUAAAGGUAAGUUUAAAGGUAACGCCAGUGACAGAAAAGAUGUGGAGUACUAGGGCAACAUGGUAUGGUCGUGUUAUGCGCAGGGAAGAAAGUCUUGUUACCAGAAGAAUGUUAAAUAUGUUUGUGGGUGGGAAAAGGAGUAGCGGGAGACCAAAGAAGAGAUGGAUGGAUUGUGUGAAAGAGGAUAUGCGUGUAAAAGGAUUGGAUAAUGAUAUGAUGGGUGAGAUGAGUGGAAGAGAAAGACAUGAUGUGCCGACCCAAGGGCUAGAAGAAGAAGAAGAUUACUUAAAUGAAUAA